AAAACAUACGACGCCCCUUCCGAGCGUUUAGAAAAAUGAAUUAUCGAAGUUGCCUAGGUGAAAUGCUCUCGAUAAAAUGAAGAGUGGCGGUAAUAGUUAGAUACCUAUGUCUCGUAUUCAUCCAUGACCUAAACAAUAGUUCGGAGAUCUUACUCUUACAUUUUAAUGUUGGUGGAAAUGUGCAGUGUAUGAGGUAACUUGCACAAUCAACCUGGAAAGCAAUUGAACAUUUAAAGAUGGCAAAUCAGCCGCAGGGCCGCAGGGUACCUAGGUACCAGUUAUCAGAUGUGGCUAGUAAUACAAGCUACCUACCUGGUACCUAGCUUUAGAAAGUUAAAUUUGUAGGUACAUGUACAUAGGUAGUUACAACAUUACCUAACCUAACCUUAUAUCUGGGUGCUCAGGUAUCUUUAGCGCGUACGUAGUAGAUUGCCGAGUCGUUGCACGAUACUAUGUACAUACCUACAUAUAAAUUUCCUUAUCGAUUAAAGAUCCUGACCCCAAUAUUUUGCAUGUUGAGUUGCACGUCGCGAACCUUCGCUCCUACAACUCCUUAUGCAAGACAUACGGUACGACCAACGUCCUGAACCCCCGAGCAUGCGGCUGAACAUGCCCCGGGAACAAUGUCUCUGUAUCAUGAGACAGCCGAUAUACUAUCGGCAACGCCAUCUACUGGCGGCAACUUGAAAACUCGCAUCUUUGGGAAGAAGGACCUAAAGUCUCCCCAGCAGCAAGUCUACGCCCUGGCGUUGGAGACUUGCAAAUGGAGUCCCGUACUGAAAGAAGUUAUUGAUAAUUCGGACCUUUUACGUCACGAGCGCAAGCUUAGCCCCUUUCUGGCUCUACUGCUCGUCCAUGAUUUCGUACUAUCUAAGAAAGGUAUUGCGCUUCCUGCCAGUCACGGUCUCAGGGCCUCAAUUGAGCGUCAUAAGGCGCGUUUGAAUGCCGAGUUCACUAGGGCACGCCUACGGAGGAAAGCUGGGUCUGUUGAAGCCCUUAAGGAGCAAGUAACCUCCGAAUUCUUGGGCGGGGCAGCCGCUUAUCCACGAUGGGUGCGUGUGAAUGUCUUGAAGACUACCAUUGAGGAACAGUUAGUAACCACUUUUGUGGCUUUCACUAGGGUUCUCAGCGUUGGUGAAGUCACGGCUGCCCCUGGGAAAUUCCUAUAUGUCGACGAGCAUAUCCCAAACCUGGUAGCUAUACCCCUUAGCUUUGAGAUCACCAAGACGGUAGCAUAUACUUCUGGGGCCAUAAUAUUGCAGGACAAAGCUUCUUGCUUUCCCGCAUAUCUACUGGACCCUCGCGCUGAAGAUGGCGACGUCAUUGACUCUUGUUCGGCCCCCGGGAAUAAAACAACCCAUCUUGCAGCUAUCGUACAUUCUCGGGUCCCAGAGAAGGAGGAGUGUACUCAGACCGUAUAUGCAUUUGAGAAAGACCCAAAGCGUUCGCGGACCCUAGAAAAGAUGGUAAGGCUAGCUGGUGCCAAGGAAAUCACGAGAAUGAGCUUCGGCCAGGACUUCCUCAGGGUCGAUCCGAAUUCCGAACUGUUCGCAAACGUUGGUUGCUUGCUUCUGGAUCCUAGUUGUUCUGGUAGUGGUAUAGUUGGCAGAGAUGAAAUGCCCGCGAUAUACCUCCCUGACGUCCCAGGCGCGUUCAAAAAGCCGCUUCCUAGCACAAAUCGUAAGCGGAAGCGCGAUGACUCUGAGGCUAGUAAGACCACAGCACAGCCGAUCAUGGUCGAUGACGAUGGGAAGGAAACGGUAGUUAUCUCCGAAAAGGAGUUAGAGGCACGCUUAGAAGCGCUAUCAUCAUUCCAACUUAUUCUGCUGCUCCACGCCUUCAAAUUCCCUGCUGCAAAGAAGAUCACUUAUUCAACUUGCUCGAUCCACGCCCAAGAGAACGAGCAAGUUGUCCUGAAAGCUCUGCAAUCCGAUGUUGCCAAGGAAAGGGGCUGGCGCAUACUACGACGAGACCAGCAGGUCCGAGGUCUACGCGAGUGGCCGGUUCGGGGAUCGGUUGAAGCGAGCGACGGAAAUUCCGAGGUUGCCGAGGCGUGUAUCAGAUCUUAUAAAGACGAUGGGCGGGGUGUUAUGGGAUUCUUCGUCGCUGGCUUUGUCCGCGAUGUGAAAUCUGCUUUCGAGGAUGGCGAUGGUCCUUAUAUUCGCGAUGAUAGUGGCCGCAUUAUUAGAGACAGCAUGGGUAUGCCGACGUUUAAGCCGGGGUAUGGCCCUGUUUCUACGGGGAGUGCUAAGAGGACCGAUCAAUCUGUACGAGCUGAUGGCAUUCAGCAUGACACGGGCGACAGAGAGAAAGAAGAGGAUGAUGAUGGGGAUGGGGAUGAGGGAGAAGAAGACUAUGAUAUGGAUUCUGAAACUGCAAGCGACUUGAGCAGCGACGAUAGCAGCCAAAGCGAUUCUGAUGAGGGGGAGUGGAAUGGUUUUGAUGAUUGAUAUAUACAUGAUACCAUUUCGAAGGACAAUACCCAAUUUGUUCUAUAACUUGAAAAUAAACAGAAUAAACCGCUACAAGACCUCGGCUAGGAUAUGUUGCUAUCACGAAAUACAUUUAAUUAUAUAUCUCAUACAUGUCAAUGCCUUGAU
Daldinia decipiens is the source of this 2600-nucleotide messenger RNA. RefSeq names its product S-adenosyl-L-methionine-dependent methyltransferase. The record is from RefSeq and is a predicted model, not a curated record. NCBI's taxonomy places the organism in Eukaryota, Fungi, Ascomycota, Sordariomycetes, Xylariales, Hypoxylaceae. Bases 624 to 2450 code for a protein of 608 amino acids. Gene Ontology annotation, cellular component: nucleolus. Gene Ontology annotation, biological process: rRNA base methylation. The transcript has 2 exons. Gene Ontology annotation, molecular function: methyltransferase activity.